Molecule: messenger RNA, 820 nt
Organism: Cucurbitaria berberidis CBS 394.84
Lineage: Eukaryota; Fungi; Ascomycota; Dothideomycetes; Pleosporales; Cucurbitariaceae
Product: 4A/4B type thioredoxin-like protein
Exons: 1
Coding region: 36-467 (143 amino acids)
Biological process (GO): mRNA splicing, via spliceosome
Cellular component (GO): spliceosomal complex; U5 snRNP; U4/U6 x U5 tri-snRNP complex
Source: RefSeq, a predicted model, not a curated record
CUCGCGAUCGUCCCCGCCGAACAACCACCACAGCCAUGGGCUCAGUAGUUCUUCCCCACCUGCGCACAGGCUGGCACGUCGAUCAAGCCAUCCUCUCAGAAGAAGACCGACUCGUCCUCAUCCGGUUCGGCCGCGACAGCGACCCCGACUGCAUGGCGCAAGACGAAGUGCUCUACAAAAUCGCCGACCGCGUCAAGAACUUCUGCGCAAUCUACCUCUGCGAUCUCGACGAAGUGCCGGAUUUCAAAGCCAUGUACGAACUGUACGAUCCGUGUACGGUCAUGUUCUUCUUCAGGAACAAGCACAUGAUGUGUGAUUUUGGGACGGGUAACAAUAAUAAAUUGAAUUGGGUGCUAGAGGAUAAGGGCGAGAUGGUGGAUAUUGUCGAGACUGUCUAUCGGGGCGCGAAGAAGGGACGGGGUCUUGUGGUUAGCCCGAAGGACUACAGCACGCGCUACAGAUAUUGAGUCGGCUGAGCGAUGGCCGACGAGAAACGGCACAACGAUACGACAAUAGCAGAUGUACUGCAACAGCAUCGAGCGAGCAGCGGAGUCCUUGAGACAAAAGUACUUCUCAGGCACGGAUACCCACGACUAGAGGAAGUCUGUCAUGGCAGUUGGCGCAUGGCGAAAUUGAAGGUAUGGCUAUACCGCGAUGGCGGUUAUUCUAUGGAAAUGCCUGCUUAUGAGGUUUCCAGAGGCGUUCGAGGAUCUUAUAGAUUGUGAAGGAGUGGCUUCACGGUUCACGGACAGUUUAAAAUGGCACAAAGCCUUUUCUGGUAGUUUGCACUUCAUGGCAAUAUAUCAUGAUUCAUAUCUCA